AUGUCCUUGGAAUCAACGGCAACCAUUAAAGCCAAAAUCAGCGCUGGACUUGGCUCUAAAGCACCUAGGUAUUGGUCAACCUUGCAGGCUUUUUUAUCCGCGACAAUUUCAAGAACCGAAUUCGACGAGGAAAUAAGACAAUGUGUAGACACAUCGCAACUCGUCCAACUGCACAAUGCACUCAUCAUCUCCAUAUUUGAUCCCUCCGCCCCCCUCAUGCCAUUCACUCCACCGCCAGACGCACCGAAGGGUCCACCACGUAAACGCCGACGCUUGUUGCCAUACCAAGGUCCGGACGACCCUACGACGCUUCGUUCUGCUCGGCUUAAACGCUGGACGGUCGGUGUUGGAAAGCGUGAGCGUGAACGCAUCCGCAGCUUUGAACCUGUUGCUUUGACUUAUGAGCGAAAGUCUCGACUGGAGAGUGAUGAGAUCGCCUGUGAGCGCGGCGUGCAAUUACUACCAGAACGUGGCGAUCCACCUGGUAGUCGACCAGCUCUUCAUCUUGCCUCAUCCGCGAGAGGAUUCACGCUACAACAUGUCACUGACAGAAUUAACCUAAUAUGCGCGCAACACAACCUCAGUGCGCCCUCCAGGAACGUUUCGUCAUUAAUGGCGCUUGCAUUUGAGAUGAAAUUGAAACAGCUCAUCACUCAAGCUCUUGCUCUCAGCACUGCGUCGCAUGCUAUCACUUCCAUUCACCCCUCCGCUCCACAUUCUACUGGCAGUCGUUUAUCAACUUCAGCUUUUGAUACUUUGUUCACCGUAGCCCCCGCUGUUCUGCCAAACCGCUCUGGUGCAGCUAUGCGCCUUGCCCUUGGUGAUAAUGAUCCUCGAGACGAUGAAGUUCUCACGAGUGACCGCCGGGAACCUAGUGAGCCAUCAUGGCAGCUUCUUGCACUGCUUCGUGAGAGGAGUGCCGUGGACCAAUCGUUACAAACGUGGGGGUGA
Heterobasidion irregulare TC 32-1 is the source of this 951-nucleotide messenger RNA. RefSeq lists its product as uncharacterized. Gene Ontology annotation, biological process: regulation of transcription by RNA polymerase II. The transcript is spliced from 4 exons. The record is from RefSeq and is a predicted model, not a curated record. Gene Ontology annotation, molecular function: transcription coactivator activity. Gene Ontology annotation, cellular component: SAGA complex. NCBI's taxonomy places the organism in Eukaryota, Fungi, Basidiomycota, Agaricomycetes, Russulales, Bondarzewiaceae. The coding region runs from base 1 to 951 and encodes 316 amino acids.